AUGCACCAGCAGCCGCAGCCCGAGCAGCACCCUGAAGAGGUGAACUAUGCAAGCAGCACCAGGAUUCCUCUCCCUGGUGACGGACCAGCUAUUCAGUCAAACAGUUCAGCACCAUCCAAGCAAACUGUUCUAUCUUGGCAAGCUGCAAUCGAUGCUGCUAGACAAGCAAAGGCUGCCCAAAACAUGAGUACCACCACAGCCCAGCCUGUAGGAUCUCUGUCCCAAAGAAAACGCCAGCAAUAUGCCAAGAGCAAAAAACAGGGUAACACGUCCAAUAGUCGGCCACCCCGUGCCCUUUUCUGUUUAUCCCUCAACAAUCCAAUACGAAGAGCCUGCAUUAGUCUAGUAGAAUGGAAACCAUUUGACAUAUUUAUACUACUGUCUAUUUUUGCCAAUUGUGUGGCCUUAGCUGUUUACAUCCCAUUCCCAGAAGAUGAUUCUAAUUCAACUAAUCAUAAUUUGGAAAAAGUAGAAUAUGCCUUCCUGAUAAUUUUUACAGUUGAAACAUUUUUGAAGAUUAUAGCAUAUGGAUUAUUAUUACACCCCAAUGCAUACGUUAGAAACGGAUGGAAUUUAUUGGAUUUUGUAAUAGUAAUAGUAGGAUUAUUUAGUGUAAUAUUGGAACAAUUAACCAAAGAAACAGACGGUGGCAGCCACUCAGGUGGCAAACCUGGUGGCUUUGAUGUCAAAGCCCUAAGAGCCUUUCGUGUACUGCGACCUCUCCGACUCGUAUCAGGAGUGCCCAGUUUACAAGUUGUCCUGAACUCCAUUAUAAAAGCCAUGGUCCCCCUCCUCCAUAUUGCCCUUUUGGUAUUGUUUGUAAUCAUAAUCUAUGCUAUUAUAGGAUUGGAACUUUUUAUUGGAAAAAUGCACAAAUCUUGUUUUCUUAUUGAUUCAGAUAUUCUAGUUGAAGAUGAUCCAGCACCUUGUGCAUUCUCAGGGAACGGCCGUCAGUGCGUCAUGAACGGCACCGAAUGUAAGGGUGGAUGGGUUGGACCCAACGGAGGCAUAACCAACUUUGACAACUUUGCAUUUGCAAUGCUGACUGUGUUCCAGUGCAUAACCAUGGAGGGAUGGACUGAUGUGCUCUACUGGGUAAAUGAUGCAAUAGGAUGUGAGUGGCCAUGGAUCUAUUUUGUUAGUCUUAUCAUCCUUGGCUCAUUUUUCGUACUUAACCUGGUUCUUGGUGUACUUAGUGGAGAAUUUUCCAAAGAAAGGGAAAAAGCCAAGGCCCGAGGGGACUUCCAGAAGCUACGUGAAAAACAGCAGCUUGAAGAAGACCUGAAGGGAUAUUUAGACUGGAUUACCCAGGCAGAAGACAUUGACCCAGAGAAUGAUGAAGAGGCUGAUGAAGAAGGCAAGAGGAACACGAGCAUGCCCACCAGCGAGACCGAGUCGGUGAACACGGAGAACGUCAGCGGGGAAGGGGAGAGCCCGGCGUGCUGCGGGAGCCUGUGUCAAACUAUCUCAAAAUCCAAGUUCAGUCGACGCUGGCGUCGCUGGAACCGCUUUAACAGAAGAAAAUGUAGGGCUGCAGUAAAAUCUGUCACAUUUUAUUGGCUUGUUAUUGUCUUGGUCUUUUUGAACACGUUAACUAUCUCAUCAGAGCAUUACAAUCAACCUGACUGGCUGACCCAGAUCCAAGAUAUCGCAAAUAAAGUUCUUCUGGCUUUAUUCACCUGUGAAAUGUUAGUAAAGAUGUACAGCUUGGGCCUACAGGCCUAUUUUGUUUCUCUCUUUAACCGCUUUGAUUGCUUCGUUGUUUGUGGUGGCAUUGUUGAAACCAUUUUGGUGGAGUUGGAAAUUAUGUCACCCCUUGGAAUUUCAGUGUUUCGCUGUGUUCGUCUCCUGCGUAUUUUUAAAGUAACAAGGCACUGGGCAUCCCUGAGCAACUUGGUAGCAUCCUUGUUAAACUCAAUGAAGUCCAUUGCUUCACUGUUGCUUCUGCUUUUCCUCUUCAUCAUAAUCUUCUCGUUGCUUGGAAUGCAGCUGUUUGGAGGCAAAUUUAAUUUUGAUGAAACUCAAACAAAACGGAGCACCUUCGAUAAUUUUCCACAAGCCCUUUUAACUGUAUUCCAGAUCCUAACAGGGGAAGACUGGAAUGCUGUCAUGUAUGAUGGCAUAAUGGCAUACGGUGGUCCCUCAUCCUCAGGCAUGAUCGUCUGUAUAUAUUUCAUUAUCCUCUUCAUCUGUGGUAACUAUAUCUUGCUAAAUGUCUUCUUGGCCAUUGCUGUGGAUAACUUGGCAGAUGCUGAAAGUCUAAAUACAGCUCAGAAAGAAGAAGCUGAAGAAAAGGAAAGGAAAAAGAAUGCGAGAAAGGAGAGUCUGGAAAAUAAAAAAAGUGAGAAGUCAGAAGGGGACCAAAAGAAGUCCAAGGAUAGUAAGGUGACAAUUGGAGAAUAUGGAGAAGGAGAGGAUGAGGAUAAAGAUCCCUAUCCCCCCUGUGAUGUACCAGUAGGUGAAGAUGAAGAGGAUGAGGAGGAUGAGCCAGAGGUACCAGCAGGCCCACGUCCCCGGAGGAUAUCAGAGCUCAACAUGAAGGAGAAGAUAACACCUAUCCCUGAAGGGAGUGCCUUCUUCAUCUUCAGCAGCACCAACCCAAUUCGAGUGGGAUGCCACAGACUUAUCAAUCACCACAUCUUUACCAAUCUCAUCCUUGUCUUCAUCAUGCUGAGCAGUGUUUCCUUAGCAGCAGAAGAUCCAAUUCGCAGCCACUCUUUUCGAAAUAAUAUACUUGGUUACUUUGACUAUGCUUUCACAGCCAUCUUUACUGUUGAAAUCCUGUUAAAGAUGACAGCAUUUGGAGCAUUCCUUCAUAAAGGGUCUUUCUGCAGGAAUUAUUUUAAUUUGCUGGAUUUGCUGGUUGUGGGCGUUUCUCUGGUCUCAUUUGGGAUUCAAUCAAGUGCUAUCUCAGUCGUGAAGAUUCUGAGAGUUUUAAGAGUCUUGAGGCCUCUAAGGGCAAUAAACAGAGCAAAAGGACUUAAGCACGUUGUUCAAUGUGUCUUUGUGGCUAUCAGAACUAUUGGUAAUAUCAUGAUUGUCACAACUCUGCUGCAGUUCAUGUUUGCUUGUAUUGGGGUGCAGCUGUUUAAGGGUAAAUUCUACAAGUGCACUGAUGAGGCCAAGCAGAACCCCGAGGAAUGCCGAGGGAUUUACAUCGUUUACAAGGAUGGAGAUGUCGACAGUCCCAUGGUCAAAGAGAGGGUCUGGCAAAACAGUGAUUUCAACUUUGAUAAUGUCCUGUCUGCUAUGAUGGCCCUGUUCACAGUCUCCACCUUUGAAGGCUGGCCAGCGCUGCUCUACAAAGCCAUUGAUUCAAAUGGCGAGAAUGUAGGACCUGUGUACAACUACAGAGUGGAGAUCUCCAUCUUUUUCAUCAUCUAUAUCAUCAUUAUUGCUUUCUUUAUGAUGAACAUAUUUGUUGGUUUUGUGAUUGUUACAUUCCAAGAACAGGGAGAGCAAGAGUACAAGAACUGUGAGCUGGACAAAAAUCAGAGGCAGUGUGUGGAGUAUGCCCUGAAGGCUCGUCCUCUCCGCAGAUAUAUUCCAAAAAAUCCUUACCAGUACAAGUUCUGGUAUGUGGUGAAUUCUACUGGGUUUGAAUACAUCAUGUUUGUCCUCAUCAUGCUGAACACCCUUUGCUUGGCUAUGCAGCACUAUGGACAGUCUAAGCUAUUUAAUGAUGCCAUGGACAUUAUGAAUAUGGUUUUCACAGGAGUGUUCACUGUUGAAAUGGUUUUGAAACUGAUUGCAUUCAAACCCAAGAUUUUUGUAAGAAAAAAGGAAAGAUGGCUAGGCUAUUUUAGUGAUGCCUGGAAUACGUUUGACUCCCUCAUCGUUAUUGGCAGCAUAGUAGACGUCGUUCUCAGUGAAGCUGAUCACUAUUUCACUGAUGCAUGGAACACUUUUGAUGCCUUAAUUGUUGUUGGUAGCGUCGUUGAUAUUGCUAUAACAGAAGUUAAUCCAAAGCCAACUGAAACAGUCACAACUGAUGAGUCUGGGAACUCUGAGGACAGCGCUCGGAUCUCCAUCACCUUUUUCCGUCUCUUCCGUGUGAUGAGGUUGGUGAAGCUGCUGAGCAGAGGAGAGGGAAUCAGAACAUUACUCUGGACAUUUAUCAAGUCAUUUCAGGCCCUGCCUUACGUUGCCCUUCUGAUAGCCAUGCUGUUCUUCAUCUAUGCUGUCAUUGGAAUGCAGGUAUUUGGAAAAGUGGCCAUGAGGGACAACAAUCAAAUAAACAGAAACAACAAUUUUCAGACUUUCCCCCAAGCUGUGCUUCUUCUCUUCAGGUGUGCAACUGGAGAAGCCUGGCAGGAAAUCAUGCUGGCAUGUUUGCCUGGAAAGCGCUGUGAUCCAGAAUCUGAUUAUAAUCCUGGGGAAGAAUACACAUGUGGAAGCAACUUUGCCAUCAUUUAUUUUAUCAGUUUUUACAUGCUCUGUGCAUUCUUGAUUAUAAACUUAUUUGUGGCUGUCAUUAUGGAUAAUUUUGAUUAUUUGACACGUGACUGGUCUAUUCUGGGCCCCCAUCAUUUGGAUGAAUUCAAAAGAAUAUGGUCAGAAUAUGACCCUGAAGCAAAGGGAAGGAUAAAGCACCUCGACGUGGUGACGCUGCUGAGACGGAUUCAGCCACCGCUUGGUUUUGGCAAGCUGUGCCCUCACCGAGUGGCCUGCAAGAGGUUAGUAGCCAUGAACAUGCCACUGAACAGUGAUGGGACUGUCAUGUUCAACGCUACUUUAUUUGCUUUGGUUAGGACUGCUCUAAAGAUAAAAACAGAAGGUAACCUGGAGCAAGCCAAUGAAGAACUCAGAGCAGUCAUAAAGAAAAUAUGGAAGAAAACGAGCAUGAAAUUGCUUGACCAAGUUGUCCCUCCCGCCGGCGAUGAUGAGGUAACCGUGGGGAAGUUCUAUGCCACCUUCCUGAUACAGGACUACUUUAGGAAAUUCAAGAAACGCAAAGAACAAGGACUGGUGGGGAAAUAUCCUGCGAAGAACACCACCAUUGCCCUGCAGGCAGGACUAAGGACACUUCAUGAUAUUGGCCCAGAAAUACGCCGAGCUAUUUCCUGUGACUUGCAAGAUGAUGAACCAGAGGAAAACAAUCCAGAGGAGGAGGAAGAUGUUUAUAAAAGGAAUGGUGCCCUCUUUGGCAACCACAUAAACCACAUUAGCAGUGACAGACGAGAUUCAUUUCAGCAAAUCAACACCACGCACCGUCCCUUGCAUGUCCAGCGGCCUUCAAUUCCCUCUGCAAGUGAUGCUGAGAAAAACAUGUACCAUCAGGCAGGAAACUCCGUGUACCACAACCAUCAUAACCACAACUCGCUAGGAAAGCACGUUCCAAACUCAACAAAUGCCAAUCUCAAUAAUGCCAACGUGUCCAAAGUCCAUGGAAAACACCCAGGUUUUGGGAGUCGUGAGCACCGGUCUGAGAACGGUUACCGCUCACACUCCAGGACUGACCACGAGAAGAGAAGAAGGCCAAGCAGCAGGAGAACACGCUACUAUGAAACAUAUAUUAGGUCUGACACUGGUGAUGGGCGCCGACCGACCAUUCGCCGGGAAGAACACGAAGUGCAAGACUACUGCAAUGAUGAUCAUUAUCUGGGGGAGCAGGAGUACUACAGUGGAGAAGAAUAUUAUGAAGAUGACAGUAUGUUGUCAGGAAACAGGCAUAGAUAUGAUUAUCACUGUAGAUAUCACUGCCAUGAAUCAGAUUUUGAGAGACCAAAAGGUUACCAUCACCCACAUGGUUUUUUUGAGGAAGAUGAUUCACAGAUCUGUUAUGAUACAAAAAGAUCUCCUAGGAGACGGCUGCUACCUCCAACACCACCACCACACAGACGAUCUUCCUUUAACUUCGAAUGCCUCCGCCGACAAAGCAGCCAGGAUGACAUCCCGCUCUCUCCUAACUUUCACCAUCGCACGGCUUUGCCACUUCACUUAAUGCAACAGCAGGUGAUGGCUGUGGCAGGUCUGGACUCCAGCAAAGCUCAUAAACACUCACCGAGUCGCUCAACGCGUUCCUGGGCCACGCCACCCGCCACCCCUCCCAACAGGGAGCGCUCCCCCUAUUACACCCCUCUGAUCCAGGUGGACAGGGCUGACUCCACAGAGCACAUGAACGGCAGCCUGCCCUCCCUGCACAGGAGCUCCUGGUACACGGAUGACCCCGACAUCUCCUACAGGACGUUCACCCCAGCCAGCCUGACCGUGCCCAACGACCUGCGGCACAAACACAGCGACAAGCAGAGGAGCGCCGACAGCCUGGUGGAGGCGGUCCUUAUAUCUGAAGGCCUAGGAAGGUACGCAAAGGACCCUAAAUUUGUUUCGGCUACAAAACACGAGAUUGCUGAUGCAUGUGACAUGACUAUAGAUGAGAUGGAGAGUGCAGCAAGUAACCUUCUCAAUGGGAAUAUCAGCAAUGGGACCAACGGGGAUAUGUUUCCAAUUUUAAGCAGACAAGAUUAUGAACUUCAAGAUUUUGGUCCAGGCUACAGCGACGAGGAGCCGGAAACGGGACGAUACGAAGAAGACUUAGCUGAUGAAAUGAUAUGCAUUACAAGCUUAUAGUAUUUAGCAAGGAAAAUGUUCUAAUAACAGAAAAAGUGCCUCAUAGUUUCAAGAUGCUAGGCACUAGCUGGAGUGAAUGACCAAUCCAAGUUUUGUAUGAGUGAUGUCGCACCUCAAGGAAGCCAUAACUAAUAAAUUAUUUUCUCCAGGUUGCCGAAAUGUGAACAGAGCUGCAGUAGGUCAA
Molecule: messenger RNA, 6754 nt
Organism: Serinus canaria (Common canary)
Lineage: Eukaryota; Metazoa; Chordata; Aves; Passeriformes; Fringillidae
Gene: CACNA1D
Product: calcium voltage-gated channel subunit alpha1 D
Exons: 50
Coding region: 1-6570 (2189 amino acids)
Biological process (GO): calcium ion import across plasma membrane
Cellular component (GO): membrane; voltage-gated calcium channel complex
Molecular function (GO): high voltage-gated calcium channel activity
Source: RefSeq, a predicted model, not a curated record